AUGAAUCCUAAUCGUAGGUAUCAAGACAAUAACUGGUUGCCAGAGGGCUUGGCUUGGCCAUUUAACGUCAAGUUGUUGGCACAGACUGACAUUUCUGAAGGCCCUCCCACGGGUGGGACUUUGGGCCGGGGACGAAAAGUGUUGUAUGUGCAACGGAUAUGUCUCCUUAAACUUGACAAAGCCGAGGACUUACUCUCCUUCCUAGGAAUUCGUUUGACAGUUGCCAAAUCGAAGCCCAUCGACAUGGAUAUGCACAAGGAAUCGGAAGCGAACGACAAGUUCAUAGUAAAAUAUCGUCAGCAGUAUUAUGAUUUGUCCAAUUUUAUGCACAAGCAUCCGGGCGGCAUAAACACUCUGAAGGGUCUUAGCAGCGGUGACAUGACAGCUCGAUUUCUGAAGGCUCCCCCACAUUCGGAUGCAGCUAUGUAUUUGAUGAGGGAGUAUAAGAUCGACCCAGAGGAUUCCCGAAAAAGGAGGUCAAGCCAUAAUGGAGAUAUCCAGGAAAGUAAUGGGGAGCUAAGGCAACGGCCGAGGGAAACCGAGGAUAAGAACAAUAAUCAGGUGGACGAGAGCAUGGAGCACUUGGUGGACUGGUCGAAGGCCAUGCUUCCACAGAUCGCAAACAUAACGGACUGUUAUGAUGAGUGGGUGCACAAGCCGGUGGACAGACCACUGCGACUCUUUGGUCCUUGGUAUUUGGAGAUGUGUACAAAGACGCCGUGGUGGUUGGUGCCUUUAUUCUGGAUACCAGUGAUCGUAAAGUGUGGAUGGGAGGAGUUAUAUAGCUGCUGGCAUGAUAGAAACCAGCUAGCGGUAUUCGCCGGCUACUUUUUGUUUGGUGUGCUCCUUUGGUCCUUCUUGGAGUACACCCUGCACCGAUGGGUGUUUCAUGUGAAGCUUAGCAGCAACAGCGGAAAAUGGAUAUGCACCUUCCAUUUUAUGAUCCACGGUCUGCACCAUAAGGUGCCCUUCGAUCCGAUGCGACUGGUUUUUCCCCCUCUUCCGGGAGCAGUUCUUGCUGCGAUCAUCUACACUCCACUUAGCUUCAUUCUUUUGCAUCCGCGAGUGGUGCUUUCCGGAGCUUUAGCCGGUUAUCUGUGCUACGAUAUGAUGCACUACUACCUGCACUACGGGAACCCUUCCUUAGGGGCCUUUGUACACAUGAAGCGGUAUCACCACCACCACCACUUCUCGCACCAAACUCUCGGAUACGGCAUCAGCAGUCCUUUGUGGGAUGUCGUUUUCAAAACAAGAAUCCAUCUUCGCAAGUUGAGAUACCAAUUGCGCUGGUCUUAGCCGCAAUCUGUAGCUAUCAUAUCCGAGUGCUACUAGAGAACAAAUUAAGCUCAGCUAUCAAAGCAACACAGUUGCUGCUAAACAAAAUUUCAAUCAGAUAUUCGCUUAUGAUGAAUAUUGUUUUGAAUAAAUACUGAGUACUAGGUUUAAUAAUAAUUUGUAAGUUAUACUUAUUUCUAUUUAAAAGGAAUAAACUUCCCAUGAUACCAAAGAACAAAUCAACUCUCCCUUAAAAUCGAAAUUCUAUCAAAAUAUUUUAUUUGAAAUACAAUCAUCAAU
This is a messenger RNA of Drosophila eugracilis, 1575 nucleotides long. It is a transcript of the gene Fa2h, whose product is annotated as fatty acid 2-hydroxylase. Gene Ontology annotation, cellular component: endoplasmic reticulum; membrane. The record is from RefSeq and is a predicted model, not a curated record. Bases 1 to 1296 code for a protein of 431 amino acids. The transcript has 5 exons. Gene Ontology annotation, biological process: fatty acid metabolic process; lipid biosynthetic process. NCBI's taxonomy places the organism in Eukaryota, Metazoa, Arthropoda, Insecta, Diptera, Drosophilidae. Gene Ontology annotation, molecular function: iron ion binding; fatty acid 2-hydroxylase activity; heme binding.